This is a messenger RNA of Daldinia vernicosa, 540 nucleotides long. RefSeq lists its product as uncharacterized. Bases 144 to 479 code for a protein of 111 amino acids. The transcript has a single exon. The record is from RefSeq and is a predicted model, not a curated record. NCBI's taxonomy places the organism in Eukaryota, Fungi, Ascomycota, Sordariomycetes, Xylariales, Hypoxylaceae.
CUUGAAUAUAAACCUUAUUACAUAAAUAAAACCAUUUAAAUACCGACACUUUCACCACUUUUAUCAUCGCUACCUUCACUACUGCCGUCAUUAUCAGUCUACUCAAACUAUCUGCUAUCCCCUUUCCCGUCACUAACACCAACAUGAUUGCCGCCGUGAUAACUACCUUAGGUACGUAUAGCCACACCUACAACCGCUUGAACAAGGCCAUCGAGGACAACUCAUUGAUGAUGAUGGGGCAGCACACUUGGCACUGCGUCAACCACCAAGAAAGAGACGCUGAGUCCAGACGGAAUACCAAACCAGGAGGACGGCCCAUUCGGGCUGAGUCGAUGUCUCGUGGGAGGGGAGGAGAACGACGGGAGUGGCUUCAACCGCAUCCGCUUAUGCCGAGGCGUCCCCGCAGAACGCCGACAGCCUCGAGGGAUGCUUCGGCAUUUAAGGAUAAGGAUGAUACGGCUAGCAAACCUAGAGAGUAGAAGGAUGCUGGUAUUAGGUUGUAGCCGAAGCUGACAAUGUUCAACGUUGACACGGAAAAUG